CAUGCAUUAGCUAGAUCUAUAGUCUAUACUGUGUUUGUAAAAAAGUAUUUUAUUAAUUGUUGCUAUAUAUUCAGUGCAGUUGAUGAUGUCAUAAAUUCAUUUAGUCAUCAGGAAAGUAGUUUGAUAGUAAUGAUGAGGGAAGCAGUGCUAGUCUUUGUUUUAUGUGUUCUGUCACUAUCAGUUGCUCAGGAUUGUCCUCUACCAACAAUAGCUGAGAUAGAGACUGCAUUGGCUCCUUUACUAUUCAUUUCUGAUGGUAACCAGAUGUACUCUCCUACUGUAACUGAAGGAUCAGUUCAAUAUGUCUGUCUAGCUCAAGGGAGCAUGAUUGAUACUUAUGAAGCCCUAGCUCUUAUAGCUACAUUCACUCCUAACCCAGGACAACCUGAACAAACUAGGAUAUUUGAUAUUGAGUGUAGCAGUGGUACAUGGAGUGGAAGGACUGGUAGUUUAAAUCUUGUUCCUAACGGUGUUGUUUUUGGUGCUCCUACAAACACUUUUUGUUAUCGGUGUAGGGAAGGUUUUGGUGGUGAUACUAGAUGUAGAGCUUGUGACGGUGCUUGUAAUUCUGGACUGAUGAGGUGUACUGGAUCAGGCUCUGGUGAUUGUUGUUUAUCAUUUUCUUCUGAUGGUCAGUGUAUUACUACCACUAACUGUACAUCAUCAUCAGGUCCUAAUUAUGUUGCUACUGAGAGUAAUAACUUCACUUGCACUUGUAAUUUAACGUGUUCUGAUGGUUAUACUGUUAAUUCUAAUUGUACUGACUGUGAUUCCACUAGUAUCUGUGAUAAGGACAGUCCAUGUAUGAAUGGAGGAGAGUGUAUACAGUAUUCACCUCCUGAUAAUUAUACUUGUGAUUGUACUGGCACUGGAUACCAGGGAGUCAACUGUACUUUUGUGAUACCCCCCACUCCUUUCCCUACUCCCUCCUCCACUGUUCCAUCAUCUACUCCCUCACCAAUAUGUGCCAUUGCACUCUGUGACAAUUGUCAAAACUCAUCUUGUUGCAAAACCAGUUCAUCUGGUUCCUAUUUGACUGAUGGAUGUACCUGUGGUCCUUGUAGAAUGCCAAAUUGUUUAAAAUGCCAGUUGCUGAAUUCAAGUUGUUGUGCUGAGUGUGGAUCAGGAUAUGAACUAGUUAAUGGCUGUCAAUGUGGAGCAAUAACAUAUCCAUGCUCACAGCCUGCAGGUUGUGAGAGAUGUGAUGCUACUGGAUGCUGUCAAACCUGUUCAUCAGGUUAUAGUAUGAGUGCCAAUAAUUGUUUAUGUCGUUGUUCAUUGUCCUGUGACAGAGGAUACACUCCAUCAGCUAACUGCACUAGUUGUGUUUUGACUAACAUCUGUGAAGCAUCGAAUCCUUGUGGUACUGCUGACUGCUCACUAGGAUCACAACCAGACCAAUACACUUGCUACUGUGCUGCUAAUAGAUCUAAUACUCGAAGUCAAAGUCUAUCAGCUUCUAUUAUUGCAGUUAUUACAGUGCUAUCAUUGAUAGUUGCUGUGUGUAUUGCACUGAUUGUUGUAUUGGUGGUUCUUGUUGUGACCAACAAUAAGAAGCAAAAGCUACAAUUGCAACAGCCUUCUCAUGACUAUGAUGUAAUUCUUCCAACUACUUCAGAUCCAGCAACACAGACUAACCAGGCUUAUCAAGUUGGCAGACAACUGCUUUAAAUACAGAAUUAA
Amphimedon queenslandica is the source of this 1683-nucleotide messenger RNA. RefSeq names its product protein crumbs-like. The transcript is spliced from 9 exons. Bases 130 to 1671 code for a protein of 513 amino acids. NCBI's taxonomy places the organism in Eukaryota, Metazoa, Porifera, Demospongiae, Haplosclerida, Niphatidae. The record is from RefSeq and is a predicted model, not a curated record.